GUCAUGCAUUUUUUGCAUAAUAAAAACCGUUGAUGUGUGGUUUUGUAGUAGUAACAGAAAGGAGGAGAAAUGGCUCAACAGACUGUCAAGCGUGCUCUAAAUGUGGUGGUGCUUCUGGGAACAGUGAGGGAGAACAACAUGGGCUCCAGGGCGGCCAAGUUCAUGGUCAACCAGCUCUCUAGCAAGGGCCACCAAGUGAAACUACUUGAUCCUGAGGUGUUGGAUUUGCCUCUACUCAAGAAGGCUCUGCACCACUACCAGGACCGCACACAAGCACCCCAACUGCUGCAAGACACGAACCAAAUCCUCGCUGAUGCUGAUGCUUUUGUGUUUGUAUGUGCAGAGUACAAUCACUGUCUACCUCCUGCCCUCACGAACAUGGUGGCCCACUUCCCUGCAACUUCAUUCAAAUAUAGACCUGCUGGGAUUGUCAGUUACUCUAUGGGACCAUUUGGAGGGCAGAGAGCUGCAAUGCAAGCCCGAUGUUUGCUUGGAGAAAUCGGAUGCGUUAGCCCAUCGUUUCUGUUUGCAAUUCCGACCAUCCAGACACAACUGAGCGAGACAGGGGAGGCAGUAAACGAUCGGAUGACGUCUAAUGCCGACAAGCUCAUCACUGAACUUGAAUGGUACGGCACAGCUAUAGUGAACCACAAGGAAGCAGUGGGGCGACCAAGUUAGCUAGAUAGGGACACAUUAUUUAUGUAAGAUGUUGAUGUUUGGCUGGACAGAACUAUAGUCUUAGAAAACUUAGUGCUAGUGUUGUUUUAUUCAGUAUACAUGUACCAGUACCAGAUAUGAGAAUCGGAUAUAUAGUAGAUAUAAUUAUGUAGCUCACAUUAAAUUUUA
Halichondria panicea is the source of this 846-nucleotide messenger RNA. RefSeq lists its product as uncharacterized. Gene Ontology annotation, cellular component: cytosol. Bases 70 to 678 code for a protein of 202 amino acids. Gene Ontology annotation, molecular function: oxidoreductase activity; FMN binding. NCBI's taxonomy places the organism in Eukaryota, Metazoa, Porifera, Demospongiae, Suberitida, Halichondriidae. The transcript is spliced from 2 exons. The record is from RefSeq and is a predicted model, not a curated record.